AUGAUUUUUAAAAAUUUUCCAGUAUUCCUUUGUUUGAUUCUCUCGCCGAGUUCGCUAACAACGGGUUAUCGUUUAAAUGUGCCUCGAGUUUUGCUGCCAUUUCAUCCAAUGAGUCAAGUCAAAUUUAAUCUGAUGGUUACCGACCCGGACGGCGGUUGCUUUAAAUGGCGAUCAACACGGCCAGACAUUGUCCAAGUAAAGGCAAUAAAUGAGAGUGUUAAACAUUCAUGUAGUGAUAAAGCUGAAAUUAUUGUGAUUUCUAAGUACGCUGAUGAACAAAAUGUUAUGAUUUUUGCUGAAAACAAAGCCGUAGAUACAAUAUUGAGUUGUGGAGUAACGGUAGAUGUAAUUCGAAGUAUUUCUAUUUCAACGACAACAAAAGUUUUAUUUUUGGAUGCUUCACCGGUUCAGCUUGUGAUACAAGCCUUUAAUAAAGAAGGUGAUAUGUUUACAACUUUGGGUGAAAUUCCCUUUGAAUGGCAAAUGGAGGCUAAUACGUCCCAAAAGCCGCUUCGAAUCGUUUCAUUCUCUCAAUCUAAAUACGAAACACCUGAAGGUAUUCGCUAUCUUGAAUCACUGAAGAAGCGAGGUUAUACAAUUUUGGUCGAAGGUAUUUCGCCAGGUGCUGCUGUGGUUAGAACAACAUUGAAAUCUGAGGAUGUUUUGUCUGACAGCAUCGAACUUCUCAUUGUGGCUAAUUUGCUUUUGAUACCAUCAAAUGAUCUCUUUAUCACACUUGGUUCUCGGGUUCAUUAUUCUGCUGAAAUUAUAAAACAAUCUUCGACCGAAAAGAUUAUUUUUCCGUCGAAACAAUAUCGUUUAACCGUUAGUGACACAUCUGUUUGUUCUAUUAAUGAAGAUUCUUCUUAUGUAACGGCAAUUGCAUUGGGCUCAACAGAGAUUGUACUUAUUGAUGAAAACGCCAAAUCAUUAGCUCUUAUUAAACCACCUUCGUCUCAUAUCCAUGUUGUUGAACCUGCAUCAAUAAUUUUCAUGAUUAGUGGCGAUUCAUGGCAUUUGCAAAAAGGCAAUGAAUAUAUUGUAUCCGUGGUAAUGACUGAUUCUCUUGACAACACUAUUUUCAUUUCUGAUAACGUUAGGUUUGAAACAUUCUUCUCUGAAAAUUUUUUUCGAAUAUCAGAACAGUCGAAGAAUGGAACUUACUUCGUUGUAUCAGCUAUCAGUCAUGGAGUCACCAGAAUAUCUUCCAAAUUCUCAUCAAUAUUUGAUGCGACGGAAAAAGUAUUAUCACCUGGGAUCAGUUGUGAACAAGUUGUGACAAUAUCUCUUCCUAUAUUCGUUGAACCAUCUCUGGUCGUAUUUCCUUAUUUUAAUGAUGACACUAGUUACAGCUGGAACUUGACGGCCAGUGGAGGAACUGGGAUGUAUACAUGGUCAUCUUCUAAUCCGGAAGUUGUUUUUGUAUCAGGAAAUGGUGUCGUGACGUCUUUAAAGAAUGGUAAAAGUCACAUAAUUGCGAGGGAUUUUCGCAAUAGAGCACAUUUUGGUAAAGCAGAUGUUUACGUUGCAUCACCAAUAAAAUUAUUAUUUGUUAAAUCAGUUUUAGAAAGCCAGGUUGGCUCUUUUUUGGAAUUACAUUUGGCUAUUCUUUUGCAAUAUGGAGAUUUAACAGCAUACGCUAAAGAUUGUCAGAAAGUUCCUUUUGCCUUUACAAUUGCUGAUGUCAAUAUUUUUAAGUCGAUUGAUGAUUUUACAUCAUACCGUUCGCCAUUCGAUAACGCUUGUUCAAGUGUAAAAUUAAUGGCACUGAAUGAAGGAGAUACGAAAAUAACUUUUUCGCUCGGGAACCUUUCCGCUACCACUUAUAUUUCUGCUUUUUCUCCAUUACAGGUGGUACCAGCAUCAGAAAUUCUGAUAAUGCUUGGUAGCGAAACAGCUAUUGAAUUAUUAGGUGGACCACGACCUUGGAUCGUUGAUCCUAGCAAAUAUUUUUCUAAAGGUUGCCUUUUUUUGUUUUGCUUUCCAUUUUGUCUUAUAUUUUACAAAGUCUUUGGGAUCAAAAAAAUACUUAUAUUUAUAAAUAAUGAAGUGUCAUCAUUGCUGAAUCACAGAAGCGAAGGAUUCAUUAACUAUAUUAGCUGCGGUGACAGUCAAGGUGAUAUGGUGAGUUUUUUUUUAAUUGAAUUUCUUGGGUGUGCAGUGAAAAUUCAAGUUGGCAAUGAGAUAACAGAUUCAAAUCCUCUUCCAGUUAUUCUAGAAGCAACAUUAAGAAUUUGUUGUAGCAUACCAAAUCGAAUUGUAUUAUCAAUAAUACGACAAAACGAUGAUUAUAAAUGCCCACAUGAUACGAACAUUGUUCAUAUGGAUGAUGUGGCCAUCAUUUCAUUGACAGCAUUUGGACAUUGUAUUUCUGGUCCAUCAAUGGGAAUAGAUCGUCAAUUCGUUUCCAUUUCAUCACUCACUGUUCAUUGGAGUACUGCAUCUUCAGAUUUAGUUGUACUGGAUGAUCUUCCAGAGGUUCAAAUGAAGAAAGAAUUUUUCAAGAGGGUAAUUGGCCAAGGACUUGAAGGAGUUGGCGAAGUAGUUGUUGAAGUGAAAAAUUAUUCACAAUAUGAUCAUGAAUUGUCAUUACCUAUAAUUCUCCGAAGUUCACUAAAAAUUUUAUUUACAAAAUACGCACAUAUUGAGCCAAGGAAAUUAACAAUAUGGAAUGAAAAAACAGUAUUCAAAUCUGUUGAUAUUAUUUCGGGAUCAGGAAUUUUUAUAAUUAAGCAUUUUGAUCGAAGCAUUAUUGAUGCAAGUUUGGAAAAGAAUGCAAUAAUGGUAUAUUUCUCAAUUCGAGCACUCGCAAAUGGAACAACAGAAUUAAUUCUACAAGACUCUUGUAUUGGCAAUAGUUUUAGUGUGACGGUGGAAGUGGAUCAUGAAACUAAAAUGGAAUUAACAAUUAUCAGUUCACAAGGAGAUGCAUUUUCAUUUGAUGAUGCACUUUUCAUGAGUAUUGAAAUUACCACGACAUCAAAUAUUAUUGAUGUUAUCAGGUGGAUAACCGCAGUUAAUUAUAUCUUACGCGGAAAAGUGGCUGGUUUGGUUUCACUGGUCGCGUCUGUACGAACAAGUAUGGGUAAAACGAUCUUUAGCGUACCUCAUGAAAUUCAAGUCUUUAAUUCUCUUUUGUCUUUCCCAAAAAUUAUAACUUUGAUUCCCGAGUCGACUUUUCAGAUGGUUUUUAGCUAUUUAAAUUUCAAAUUUAUUUUGAAGUUAGAAGUCGUUGGAGGACCACAGCCAAUGCCAGAACUAAAUUUCCAUGUGAACGACUCUUCUGUCGCAUCCAUAUCUGAAAAUGGCCUUAUUACGAGCAUUCAACGUGGAAACGCAUCGAUUCGCGUAGCAUUAUCUUCUGAAUCCAGUUUGUCCAAUGAUAUUAUUUAUGUGAAAGUGGUCGCUCUCUCAGGAAUACGUAUUAGGCUAUCUUCCUUUCGCAUAGAAAGAGGUCAAAUGGCUUGGGCGCGUGUAGACGGAUUGAUGGACGAUGAAACUCCUUUUGCGUUCGGUGGAGCUGUUCAUCCUUUGCAUAUAACAUGGACUGUAAUUGAUGACGAAAUCAUUGAACUUUCUUCUCCUCUUGCGCCUUUUAUCACCGAAGAUUCGGAGAAUCGCUUUCAAGUAGUGGUAAAAGGUAUCAAACCUGGAACAACACAAAUAAAGGUGUCUGUUAAACAGUCAUCUCCAUCAAAAAUGCAUUUCAUUAAAGGUGACACUUAUGAAGACCAAAUUACGAUUACUAUAUACGAUUCGCCUAAAAUCUCUGAUCCUCUUAUUAUACAACAAAAUAUUCGCUUGGCAUUAGGCUCUGAAGUUGUUCUUCGUUCAAAUCGUGAAUCGGAUACAGUACAAUUUAUAUUGCCACCUCAAUAUUCUUCACUUGCAAUAAAGGAAAGGAAAGAUGCAUCGGUCACGCUUAUUGCUCAAAGUCUUGGCGAUGCAGUCCUUGAAAUGAAGGAGAUUGGAACAAAUUAUAAUGAAUCAACCUUUAUUCCUGCUUCGGUUUAUUUAGUGCUUAAUGUUCAUUCGAUUCAUUUGGCGAUGGAACCGUCAUUUAAAAACUCAUUGAAUGAUCAAUAUAUGUCGGCGUUACCUCUGGGCUAUCGUUUACCUUUGAGAGUUUCGUAUAAAGAUUAUGGUGGUCAUGAUCUUUAUGCAUCGAACAUGAAUAUCCGUUUUCGGCCUCAUCGGAUUAUUAUGCAUUCAAAAACUGAAGUAGAACAAGAGUUACCCGGUAUUGAAUUAGACCAUUUAAUCAUUCUAAAUUAUUCUGUCGAACAGUAUGCAAAUUAUUCUGUCGAACAUUUCGAUCUCACGGAAAUAACUGCUAAAAAUAAUGGAAAGGACCUGGAAAUUACGCUGAGACAACCUGGUGUAACGGUAUUGAAGAAUUGCAUCUCAUUUAUCCAUCCAAUUCAUCCAUCUAUUCAUCUAAGAUCUGAUGCACGUCUAAAGCGCUUUAAGGUAUGGGAUAGUGAUAAUGAGCAUAUAAGCACAUUCUUACGAAUAAUCUCUGUUAAUGCCAUCACACCUAAAAUCGAACGCCUAUUUGAAUCUGAUAUUAUUUGCUUUCGAUCUCCUUUAUCAUCAAAUAAAUGGUUGGAAGUUGGUACUCAGCAUUUCGAAUUUGUUGAAGCAUCAUCUGGAAUAGCUGUGGCUCGAAUCGUUGGUAAUUCGGUCAUUGCUUCCUAUGAUUCAAAUGACCAAAGAAUUUUUACCAAGAUUUCUGUUGUCGCACCUGGUGCUAUAUUUCUUGAAUCUCCUUUAUAUAUAACAAAUGUUGCUGGUCGUCGUUUUUUUUUCCCCGUUUCUUUCGGAGUUGACGCAAACUUACCAAAUGUACACGGUUGUAAUCCAGACGAUUUGCUGAAGUUAGAUCACGUUCCUGCGCCUUUUAAUUGUAUUGCCACAUUAUAUGGGGAAAAUUCUCUUCCUUUGGCUAAAAUAUUUUCUGCAGUCGGGUUAUUCGUGGCCGAAAUAGGUUCUUAUGCAUGUGUUCUUGAAGAGCAUGAUUUCACAGACGAUUCUCACAAAUUUGUUAACGAAAGUUCAAUGAAAAUUGUUGUUAAUGCUAUUUGGAAUCGAGCAGGAAAGGAUUUAUCAGGGAGUACUGAAACUAUUUUUUAUCCACGAUUCGUCGUCCUUCAAAAUGAAAUUCGAUUGGAUAAUCUACAUUUGCUUAAAGAUGUCCUUACAGCGAUUGUUUCACCUGAAUUGAAAUCAUAUAUUCAAGUUGAAAGUUGUCAUCCUAGUAUUCUUACUAUAAAUAGGAUGAAGUCGCCUUCGAUAGCAACUUUGCAAUUUGAGAUUAAGUUGAAUGUAAAUUCUGCUGUACUGUGGGCAGAAAUUUUGGAUAAAUGUAAUUUGACGAUUGUGAAUACAUUAACGGAUCAAAUAGAAACAUUGCCUGUGAAUAUAGUGCUACGUGGUAAUCUGUCCAAGGCUACUAGAUCUAGUGUUCUCGAUUAUAUCACAGAUUUUGUGGACUUAUCAGUUAUUUAUGCCGUUAUUAUCAUCGCUUUUACAAUGUUACUUUUUUUCUUAGCUUGUUGGAAAAAUCAUCUUCUUUCGUUUUAUCUAUUCGGUUCUUCGCAUGAGGCGCAUCCUGCUUCCUAUUCUGCUUUCGCCAAUGGUCAUUCAUCUUUGAAACUGAGUGAUCAUUGGCUUUCAAUGAAUAAGACAUCUUCGUUUUCGAAUAAUAAACGAAUCCAGCUUUCUGAUACAUCGAAUCGAUUUUCUACAUCGAAUGCAUCAACAAAUUCAUCUCCAAGUGCGCAAGAUAAUAGUCAAACUUUCUUAUUUAGCACCUCUGAUGCCUUAAAUGAUCCUUACGAUAUACGAUAUCGUCGUCAUUAA
Dracunculus medinensis (Guinea worm) is the source of this 5862-nucleotide messenger RNA. Lineage: Eukaryota; Metazoa; Nematoda; Chromadorea; Rhabditida; Dracunculidae. The record is from the annotation of a GenBank genome assembly.